Messenger RNA from Nannizzia gypsea CBS 118893, 363 nucleotides. RefSeq lists its product as hypothetical. The record is from RefSeq and is a predicted model, not a curated record. The coding region runs from base 1 to 363 and encodes 120 amino acids. Lineage: Eukaryota; Fungi; Ascomycota; Eurotiomycetes; Onygenales; Arthrodermataceae. The transcript has 2 exons.
AUGACAGCUUUCCGGACUCGGAUCUGUGUCAGACGCUCUACUGAAGAACCGUGCGGCCAACGCAACUAUCCAAGGAUCGUUGAGCAACUGGUGGAAUUGGCCCUGAGCACGUUCGGCCAGAGAUGGCUGCCUACUGCUAUUCAGAUUUAUGGGAGGUUACAGGAGCUACAAGACUCCAACUGCCUGGACCUAUUUGAGUCAGAUACUUGGAGACGAAGCUAUGCUCGCCAUACAAACAAACAUCUUAAGAUCUGGACGGCGUGGGAGGCCGUCAACUACAGAAGGAAUACGCCAAAGAUCUGGAAUGGCCAACUGGUGGUAAGGGUUCGCGGAGCAAGAAACAAAGGAAUGAGGGCUCUCUAG